AUGGCCGUCCGCCUCGCACCCAAGGGGGUGUUGGCUCGAUCAACACCAGAGUGGGAGUGGUCUAGUGUAAUGGCUGUCCGCCUCGCACCCAAGGGGUUGUGGGCUCGAUCAACAACAGAUUGGGAGUGGUCUAGUGUAAUGGCCGUCCGCCUCGCACCCAAGGGGUUGUGGGCUCGAUCAACACCAGAGUGGGAGUGGUCUAGUGUAAUGGCCGUCCGCCUCGUACUCAAUGGGUUGUGGGCGAUCAACAUCAGAUUCACCGGAAGUAGCGGUAUGAACAUCAAUGAACUGAAGGCGCUGCGAGGAACGGUGGGGCUACGGUUGGGGGAGAAAGGGGAGUUCCGGCGCGUGCAAGAAGAUAUCGUCGCCCUAGUUACCAAGGUCGCCGGGCUGGAGAAGAAUACGCGAGUCAUUGUGAAAGAGAUUGGCGUUGUUCUGGACGGUACCGAGGUUGAGGACGCCGGUGUCGCCUUCUCCGCCCGCCUCUCCUCCCACAUCCUUUUUCGGCCCGGAGAAACACUCCUUUUCGAUGACGUCAUGAUGAACGCCGGAAGUGGAUUCAAGGGUUCCUCCGGGGAGUUCACUGCACCGCUGUCCGGUCGCUACCUGUUUACGGUAACAGUACGGGCACAGUUUCACAAGAUGGUCUCCGCGGAACUCGCCGGCAACGGCAGAAUGCUCGCACGUGUGACGUCAGGCUAUGGUGCGAUCGAACGAGCGACGUCAUCAGUGACGGUGGUGGUCGAACUGAAGCGAGGUGACGUCAUCAGCGUUCGUCAAGCGUCGGACAAAACUGGAGAAUACUACGGCAACGGAUAUAGCGCGUUUUCCGGAUUCCUGUUUGAUUGAUGCUAUACAUAUAUGUAUAUGCUUACAUUGGACAAUAUUCAGCUUACUUUUCCUCUUCA
Messenger RNA from Mya arenaria, 908 nucleotides. RefSeq names its product complement C1q-like protein 2. Lineage: Eukaryota; Metazoa; Mollusca; Bivalvia; Myida; Myidae. The transcript is spliced from 3 exons. The coding region runs from base 1 to 849 and encodes 282 amino acids. The record is from RefSeq and is a predicted model, not a curated record. Gene Ontology annotation, molecular function: protein binding.